CUAGAGAUAUUUAUUUUUGUCUAUUCCAAUAAAAAUGAGCAGAUCCGGUUGUCAAAAGACCCCACGUUAUGGAAAUGAGAACAGUUGAUGUGCAGUGUGAGUGUUUUUUAAGUUUCUUGACAACAAGUUGCUAAGGCCAGCAGCUUGUUAAAAACCUUUACACGUUUGUUGGCCUGUCAGAAUCACCGUCGCUUUUAAAAUACAUAACACGUCUGUUUACUUGGAGCAAUCAUGUGCAGUAACAAAAAAAGAACGGGUAUUAUCCUCGUCAUAUUCGGGAUUGUGGCUGUAGUAGUUGGAAUUCUGGUCGGUCAAUUUAUUACUCGACGAGUUAAACAGGGGCUCGACGACCAGAUCUGCAUCAACAGCAAAGAUCACACGGGAUACGACUCCUGGGUUUUAGAAAGCACCCUGAGUAAAUAUCGGCGCAAGCGAAAUAAAAACGGAUUCCUGCACAAAGGAGAGACACCACAGUUCGAGGAGCGCGGUCCAUAUGUCUACAAGACGACUACCGAAAAGAUCGACGUGUCGUUUGACGACAAUGGUCACGUGACUUACAAGAAAUAUUCCCAGCAAACAUUUGACGCGGACGCCACUGCGCAAGCGUGCCCACAAUGCAAGGAAAGUGACCAGAUGACCGUGUUGAACCUGGGCUAUCUUGGGGCGGUGGCGCAGGCCGGUGACGACAUGGGCAUCGCCUUGGCUAUGGUCCCACCCAUUGUCGGCGGCUACAUCCUUCAGCUAAACGCUACGCUAGGGAGUGGCACGUACCACUACCUAGGAAGGGUGGAACCGACAAAUACGACCCUUACUCUGGACUUCGGACAUUGGUUAUCCUCGCAGUCACAAUUCGCCAGCCUGAACACAAGUUAUAACAGCACUGAAAUGAUGGGACUCUAUAAUGCACUUACCAAUUCCUCUCUGCUCCUCCCGACCACAGGCGUCCCAUGCAAGGAUAAUCCGAUAUCAAGCGGAUGCGGACUCGUGACCUAUGUGCCGGCGUAUAUGAAAAUACUAAAAGCGAUUGCCACGGCCGCUGGGUCUAACGUCAGCAGUUUGCAGGCUCAGGCGGCAGGAUUAAAGCUGCUGAUUGAUAAGAUUACCUGCCCGGUUGAGAAUAUGAUUUGUUUUAAAGCGAACGAUACUCUGACGAUGACUGCGCUCCUGACUUUCAUCACAAGCCACCUUCCGAUGUUCGUAAUGGCGUAUUUCGACAAUAAUAAUAUAGGCUUGCUAACCACGCGUCCACAGAAAGAGCUGACGCUUGGUUACGUAAUGGAUAAGCUACCGAUGCCGCCACUAUACCCUAAUGGGACCCCUGUGCCGGGCUUUCUCACGCAUCACACCAGCAAGGAGCAGGCCAGGCUGCUCAGCAAGUCUGAAACCUUUCACACAUGCAAGUCAUCUGGUGGGGACCGCUUCACGUGGGCAGGAUACGACGGGAAGACAUCCAUCCCAAGUGAAUACCACCGAAAUCUGAAGGCUUCGGAACGUCCCAUAAGCGGAUACGACCAGACCUUCAAGACCGCUGACUUGAAACCGUGCUCGAGCAACUAUGCUCCCUCCGAGCAGAGCUAUAACGUUUUCCUCGCUCCCCUUUACACACGAGCCACAGUCACGUACAAGGGACCCGUGCAGUCGCAUGGAAUUCAUCUGAAUCGAUACACGCUCUCUUCUGACAACAUGAAGGCCAACAAUAUUUCCAGGCCCUUGGAUGGCGUUUUUGAUAUGUCUUCCUUCUCUGGCCUCCCUAUGUCGACCAGUCUCCCGGGAUUUCUGACCGCAGAACCAAUAUUAUACCAGCAGAUGAACCUCAGUAAACCGACCGAUGAACGCUACCUGAACUUCCUUGACGUCGAACCCGUAAGCGGAAGAGUGUUGAACGCCAAGUUGCGUUUUCAAGUGAACGCCAUCAUUCCCGAUAACGCAAUCAGCGUGACACGCAUACAGCCGCUAAAUAUCAGCGCCAGGGACGACGACCAACCUUACCGGAAGUACGUGCCAAUCAUGUGGACAGAGAGUGGCGGAGAAAUUGGCAAAUCAGACGCAGAGGCGCUUAAAAAACAGCUGUUCGGGGCCCUGGAUACAAGUUGUACGCUGUCCAUCCUUAUUCCGUGUGUAGGCGGUGUCCUGUUCUGCGCAGGCGUAGUCAUGAUCAUCAUUGCAUACAAGAAGUCUCAGACCCAGGUCACUGACAUAGCGUAGCUGAUCUGAGGUCUGGGGCCUAGAAACGAGGUUAGAUUAAAGGGCCUUUGUCGGUCACACCUUUGUCAUUGUUUUAAUUUAAAAUUGGAAGACACAUAGUGAGCUCAAAUCUCGAAAUAAUCAUCUAAAAACAAAGUUUAAUACUUUAUUUACCAUAUCCAAUCGAAAAUAUUGCAUUGGCUUCCCCAAAUCAGUCGUUGUAAAAGGAUAUAGUUUUUUACUCUUGGUACUUUGCUAUGACAACAUGGCGGCUGACAGAGGCUUUUAAGGCAGAGGCAGAGGAGGGAAAGAGAUUCCGGUGGGUGGCCCGAGGGAGAAUGAAAUACUCCAGGGAGAAUGAAUGAAAAUUGUUUUACCCCAGCGAACAAAAAUGUAUUUAAUUCUAAUGUGGAAUUCUUGAGAAUGGACACACUGGUUGUUUACAAUUUAAUCGGAAAUUCCGGAAUGACAUAACAGUUUUUCCUGAAUGCCAUAAUGGUAAGAAACAUUCCUAUAUUCCAGAAUUUCCAAGGUGAAUUUUGUAUUAUUUGCUUCUGUACUCAGAAAUUCUACUUUUCGGGUCUCGGGAAAUAGUGGCCGAUGGGGGCCCCGGUCAAAUAUUCUAUGGAAAACUGCAAAUGAUACGCAAUUUUCCGAAUUUCUGGUCUCCCCGGUGAAAGUUGACUACCUCUCAAGCAAUUCCACAUUUUCCAUUUAGAAAAAUAACCAGAAGUACCGGAAUUUUCGAUUAAAUGGUAGAAAACCACUUUCUAAGAACCAGCUCCUAGAAAUAAGCUCAGUUCGGGUGACCAGAAAAAAGAAAGGUUUGGACAUUAAUGAAAGUUUGAGAGUCUAAAGUUUGAUAAAAUGAUCAGAAAGUGUACAUAUUUAUUGUUUAUUAUUGUCUUUAUUAUACUCUUUAUUAUUUAUCUCUCGGCUAUACAUGUGUAUACAAUUAAUAAAGAAAAGAAAACGCU
Nematostella vectensis (starlet sea anemone) is the source of this 3161-nucleotide messenger RNA. RefSeq lists its product as uncharacterized. The transcript has 10 exons. Gene Ontology annotation, molecular function: scavenger receptor activity. Bases 232 to 2205 code for a protein of 657 amino acids. Gene Ontology annotation, cellular component: cytoplasm; membrane. The record is from RefSeq and is a predicted model, not a curated record. Lineage: Eukaryota; Metazoa; Cnidaria; Anthozoa; Actiniaria; Edwardsiidae.